ACCAUGGCUGCAAGCAAUCUGAGCGGAUGGCCGGCACAUGACACUUUUGGUGUAUUUUUCUGGUUUCGAUGCACCGCUCAGAUUUUCACCAGGUGGUUCCGAUCCUCGACCACAGAAAACAGUUGUAGACAGACCGACGAGUUCCCUGAUUCCGGCACUGAGUGCCAGGUAGUGCCAUAGCUUCCUUGGCCCGAGAAGGUGCUUAUUGCUAAGGCUGUUGUUGGUCAGUCAGUGCUCAUUUGGAUGUAGGUGGAAGGAUAUGGAUCCCAACCACAGCGCUUGCGCCGAAGCCGAGCUGCAGCAUGUGGUUGUGCAGCUGCCUCACUGCAGGGGCAGUGGCUCAUCUUUGCCAGAUGAAGGCUUUUCGUGCCACUGUCUUCCAGAAGUUGUUCGAUGUGAUUCAAGCAGGACCGGCGAUUUGGCCUCCAGGACGCACGAUGGAGAGUGCUAGCAGAACAUUGGUGCUUUUGGGUUUUCCCAAACCCAUCGGUGAGAUGGGCAAAUAACGAAGCAAGUGCCAGCAAUUCAGGCCUCGAAGUUCGCACAAUGACUAGCAAGCGGAAAAGAAUCAGUUGCCAUUGCAACAGACCUGAGUUGGAUGUCCUCCUGCGAUUUCACAGAUUUGGCGAAAGGAAUGCAAAUCGGUGCGACUUAUUUGAGGCCAUAGAUAAACUUGACAUGUGAUGACAUGAGUACAUGCUCAGUGCUCGAACCCAGUUGUUUUUUUUUCGACAUGCAGGCUCAAAAAGGUGUCAGAUUACAUGGUUCGAGCACGGUCUUGGACCACUUUGAUCUCCUUGCUCUGCCUCGCCAUGCAGGGCGCUUUGAAGUCUUCCCCAGCCUUGGUGGUGAGAUCUUCAAGACAUCUUGGCAGUGCAAGUUCCUGCUAUGCAGCCAUGAAGUCUUGCCACCCUUGGCUGCAUCCUCAGAACCCAUCGAGGAAGUGAGGAUUCCUGGCCGGUAUAAAAAUUGGUCGAAAAAUACGCGAACGAAGGUUUGGCUUAAGUCGACAGACUUCAGGUUCUGAAAAAGUUUUUAAAGGCAUGGCCCAAAUCGACCAGAGUAUGCCCAGGAUGGACCAUGUACGCUUGGGAUGUAUGCUUUCCUUGAGCAUUCAGUAUCCUCGAAGCCUGAUGUGUGAUGGAGUACUAAUUUUAAUUGAAUCGCUUUGGCUGGCAGGUUUGCAGUGCAAAGUG
This is a messenger RNA of Cladocopium goreaui, 1196 nucleotides long. The record is from the annotation of a GenBank genome assembly. Lineage: Eukaryota; Dinophyceae; Suessiales; Symbiodiniaceae.